Messenger RNA from Papilio xuthus (Asian swallowtail), 1670 nucleotides. It is a transcript of the gene ro, whose product is annotated as transcription factor rough. The transcript is spliced from 4 exons. Gene Ontology annotation, molecular function: DNA binding; DNA-binding transcription factor activity, RNA polymerase II-specific. Lineage: Eukaryota; Metazoa; Arthropoda; Insecta; Lepidoptera; Papilionidae. The coding region runs from base 719 to 1375 and encodes 218 amino acids. The record is from RefSeq and is a predicted model, not a curated record. Gene Ontology annotation, biological process: regulation of DNA-templated transcription.
UAUCCAAAUCUCUUUUGAGCGACAUUCCAAGAACUUCACUGAACCGUAUUUGCUCUGAUACCGAAUACUAAAUCAAAUUUUUUUGUCUGUAUGUCUGCCGCAAGGCCGCAUUUGUUCCGGGUAAUCUACGGAACAAGCGCGGGAAGGUAGCUAGAUACACGCAAGUACAUUACAUGCUACUUUUUUAUUAAUUCUGAGCUAAUUUUGCGGGGGAGUGCUGGUAACUAUAAUAAAGUUUCAAUAAAUUAAAGAAAGGUGACGAAGAGUAUAGAAAAAUGAAAACUCACGAAAUAAGCUUAAUCCCGCCUCGGGGGUUGGAUGGGAUCGCAUAAAGCAUACCCAUUGGUUGUUAUCGUCUCUUUCUAUUGUAUUCCUGUUUCUAUUUGGGGUCGCGAGUGUCCUGGGCGGGGCUUACGCUCCCAAGGGACGUAGGCACCUGACGCGGCCGCAAUCCACGUGCUUAUGAGGUCGGGAUAACACGUGUCCAUCCCUCAUUAAAUUCGUUACUAAGCCCGUAAAUUUUAUUCUAUAAAUCAAUGUGUCGCGUAAUUUGCGCCUUCGUAAAAAGUUCAAGACAAUAGUAUUAUCUGUUAAGCUUGCUUAAACUUAUUUUCUUAAUAUUCGUACCGAAACUGAUUUACUACGUAAUGAAAAUCUAGAAAUUAAAAAAAGAACAUUUUCAACAACAAAUUAAAAAAAGAACAACAAUCAUCUGAACAUGAGCGAAUCACAGAAACAGAAUACGGAAAAAGACACUUUAAUUCCUCCUCGACCUUCAUCCCCUAGGAAAUUUUUUGCUCGUAUCUAUGGCCACUUGGAAAAACCUCAGCAACCUCAAGUAGACGAAAGAAGUGAACGGAAAAAGCAAGAGUCCGACAGCGAUUCGUGUUCUGACGUGGACGUUGAUGAGAGCGAUGGUACGAGGAAUAGGACCCCGCAAGUUUGGGUACCACCUCCUCCUAUGCCUUUGUGUCCAAGACCCAUGUUACUUCCACACCAGCAACUAGCCUUUGGAGCAGGUUUAGCUGCGUUCUUGGCUCGAAGACGUCGCAAGGAGAGUCGACCUCGUCGUCAACGUACAACAUUCUCGGCGCACCAGACAUUACGUCUUGAACUGGAAUAUGCAAGAGGCGAAUACGUCGCUAGAGCGAGAAGGUGUGAACUUGCUUCCGCGCUGUCUUUGAGCGAAACGCAAGUCAAAAUUUGGUUCCAAAAUCGCAGAGCCAAAGAUAAAAGAAUAGAGAAGGCGCAUCUUGAUCAACAAUACAGACAACUAGCAGCGGCAUCGGGUUUCUUCCCGACAAUAAUCAGCGCGCCCUACGGCCCCACGUGUCCUUGUCUACCGGUACACCCCCAACAAACAGUCAAUAAGUAAAGUAUUCGUUAUAAGUUUAAAUGUACGAUAAUAUGUCUAAUAAGCGAUUUAUUCUAUCUUAAAAACAAACAAUGAUAUGUUUUCCACUGAUAUUUCUGUAGUAAACACACUGUAAUAUUAAAGUUGCGUAAGCUCACGAUAGGUCAAAUAAUGAACUAUUUGCAGCUUUAACUAAAAUAGUACUAGAAUCACUUUUAUCAUCAUAGUAUUGAUGAUAGACAUUGCUUUCGACUGUCUACUGUUAUUCAUAGAGCGACUUUAUUGAAUUUUCAAGAUUUUAAAUGUCACACCUAUA